UGAGUCGCUAAAAUUGAUUUGUUUGGGAUCGUGUCCUGUCAUUAGACAAGACGCACCCUCCCUGUUUAGUGAUUUUUAUGGUGCCGGAGAACUGUCAAAAGUGUCAAAGCUUAUAAAAAUAUACUGAUAUUUUCGUUGUUCUAAAAAAUGAACGAAAGUAGUGGCGUGUAUGAUGCACAAGAGAGUGAAAAGCAGCCUCUCCUUGCAAAUGAACCAACAACUUAUAAUGGGGAAACAGGAGUUGGACAACAAGCGACUGUGUCUCCAAUCGGACCCGACGAGUUGCCUCCGCCCUUUUAUCAGGCUUCCGAGAGUGGCGGAGUCCCAAUGGUAACAUGUCGUGUGUGUCAGGCAAUGGUUGAUAUUUCUGGUAAAAGAGACCAGCAUGUCGUUAAAUGUGGACAGUGCAAUGAAGCUACGCCAAUUAGAAAUGCUCCUCCUGGUAAAAAAUAUGUGCGUUGCCCCUGUAACUGCCUCUUAAUCUGUAAAAGUUCAUCACAAAGGAUUGCUUGUCCAAGACCAAAUUGUAAAAGAAUUAUUAAUUUAGCCCCCAGUCCUGUCACUCCGCCUGUACCUUCAAUGCCUGGGAUGUGCAGGGUGACCUGUGGACAUUGUCAUGACACUUUUUUGUUUAACACGCUAAAUAAUGCGUUAGCACGUUGCCCCCACUGUCGAAAAGUAUCGUCAGUGGGUCCUGAUUAUGCAAGAGGAAGAGGUAACAUAUUCUUUAUUUUAGCCGUGAUAUUUUUAUGCAUUGGGAUUGGAACAACGGCAGGAACUUACGUAUAUGCCAAGCACCAUAACGGAAUUUAUGUUUUAUAUGUGGGAGCUUUUCUUUUAGCAAUAGUGAUGCUUCUUCGUAGUAUGUAUUAUUGCUUUAUGAAAGUCAGUAUCAUAGAAGGCCCCAUGUAAAAUAAUAACUUGUGUGCAAAUUUAUAUGGAGAAGUAUGCAUGUCGGCCACAUGAACAAAUUUGUUUGCCCAUUUUUCACAAUUUAACGUUUGCACAAAUUUGUGAUUUGUACACGCAUACUUCUUGAACUAAUUUAUAUAGAAUAGGCCCCUCUAGUGAUAAAACAAAACUUGUUUUUUACUUUCCCUCUAGUAGUAGGUAAAACUUGAAAAUACAAUAAAUAUUAUAAUCGUAAAAUAUCAAUUCAUCUGCUUUUUUCUGUAAUUUGAGAACCCGCAAGCCAUUGAAAAAUAUUUAUUCAUUACUGUUGGUUGUUUAUAUUCUUACAUUCCCAAAGGACUAACUGGUUUCUUUGAUAAUCAUGAUUGUGUACAUAUUUCUAAGUUGGUUGUAUUAUAGUUUCAAUUCUUUAUCGUAAUAUUAAACAGACUGUAUGAGUAAAGGCGAGUGAUAAAAUAAAAUAUUUUUAAACUUAA
Tribolium madens (black flour beetle) is the source of this 1388-nucleotide messenger RNA. RefSeq names its product type 1 phosphatidylinositol 4,5-bisphosphate 4-phosphatase. Gene Ontology annotation, biological process: phosphatidylinositol dephosphorylation. Gene Ontology annotation, cellular component: phagocytic vesicle membrane; plasma membrane; lysosomal membrane. The record is from RefSeq and is a predicted model, not a curated record. Lineage: Eukaryota; Metazoa; Arthropoda; Insecta; Coleoptera; Tenebrionidae. Bases 148 to 912 code for a protein of 254 amino acids. Gene Ontology annotation, molecular function: phosphatidylinositol-4,5-bisphosphate 4-phosphatase activity. The transcript has 4 exons.